AUGCAGUCGCCGAUCAGGGGCGGCCUGCUGUGCCUGGUGCACCUCCCCAACGGCUACCAAUUUGCCAGUCCUGUCAACCGCGUCAAGGACAUUGAACUUGGAGGCAUCGUCCGGGCACGUGCCAGGCAGGUCAAGGCCCCCCGCUGGCAUUGUCUUGGUCUGCGAAGUCGAGGUCGUUUGCCACCUAACCUCGCCGAGGGUCAGCCUAUCAUGCCCAUGCGUUCGGCCUUCUUUAUCCGAGGCCAGCCUGAGACCGUGCUGGCGAGACCACGGAGCGAAAACCUCCCAAAAGUCGUCGAGACAUACUUGAUAGAAGCGGGCAGCAGUCCCAAGACUCUCGGGUUCCAUUUGGAAUCACAGGUCCAACAGGUCUACAAGCAGCUUGUCUGUCCGCUCAGAGAGCGGUCUUAUGCGCCUGGACAACCUGGAAUGUAUUGUACACACAAGAGACGAGGGGACAGCCGACUGCCCUAUCUUGAAGUACCUGAACAAAAGCGUGCCGACAAAUAA
Pyricularia grisea is the source of this 510-nucleotide messenger RNA. RefSeq lists its product as uncharacterized. Bases 1 to 510 code for a protein of 169 amino acids. Lineage: Eukaryota; Fungi; Ascomycota; Sordariomycetes; Magnaporthales; Pyriculariaceae. The record is from RefSeq and is a predicted model, not a curated record. The transcript is spliced from 2 exons.